Acyrthosiphon pisum (pea aphid) is the source of this 1023-nucleotide messenger RNA. RefSeq lists its product as uncharacterized. The transcript has a single exon. The coding region runs from base 1 to 1023 and encodes 340 amino acids. The record is from RefSeq and is a predicted model, not a curated record. Lineage: Eukaryota; Metazoa; Arthropoda; Insecta; Hemiptera; Aphididae.
AUGUACCGUCAGAUUCAAAUACACUCUGAUGAUCGCACUUACCAGCAUAUUGUAUGGCGAAAUUCCCCUUCAGACGAGCUUCAAGACUAUGAACUCACAACAGUUACUUACGGAGUAUCCGCAUCACCAUACCAGGCCAUUCGAGUCCUCCACCAAUUGGAACACGACGACGGCCACAAAUUCCCAUUAGCUCGUAAGAUAUUGUCCACCCAAACAUAUGUUGACGACAUUGUGUCCGGUGAUGAUACGGUGUCUGCGAUGCUGCAACGUCAAGCGGACCUCGUCCAGCUUCUGAUGCAGGCGGGUUUCGAGUUGAAGAAAUGGUCGUCAAACAGUCGUGAGGUCCUACGUCAUAUUCCACAAGGCGACCACGCAGUUCAACCGUCGUUUGAUCCCAAGGACGACAUGUCCGUCAAAAUAUUGGGACUUCAUUGGGAUCCCGUAACCGAUACUUUUAGCUACCAUACUUCACCAGUACCAUUGACCGCGACGAAGCGGGUGGUGUUGUCAACAAUAGCAAAAUUGUACGACCCGGUGGGCGCGAUAGCCCCAAUCAUUUUUUGGGCAAAGUCGCUCAUGCAAACCAUCUGGCAGUCUGGUUUGGAUUGGGACGAUCCGCUACCACCGUCGUUGAUGACGUCUUGGGGGAAAUUCGCGUCUGAGCUACAUCUUGUUUGUGAAAUUAAGCUACCUCGACACAUAGUGGUUUCGACUCGACUUGUGACACAGUUACUUGGGUUCUGUGAUGCAUCUGAGAGAGGAUACGCAGCAGUGGUGUAUCUUCGCACGAUUGAUGUCAAUGGAGACAUAAAGGUAUAUUUUAUCACAUCAAAAUCCAAGGUAGCACCACUUAAACUGGGGAGCCUCGAUCGAUCUCUGACGAUACCACGCCUGGAGCUAUGCGGUGCCUUGCUGUUAGCUCAGACGAUACAGCGGCUUUGCGACACGUUUGAAAGUGCUAUCUCUAUUUCAGCAAUUUAUACCUGGACUGACUCCCAGGUUUUACGAAUUCUCGCCCGUUAA